Messenger RNA from Lingula anatina, 1431 nucleotides. Its product is annotated as 5'-nucleotidase. The record is from RefSeq and is a predicted model, not a curated record. Gene Ontology annotation, biological process: nucleotide catabolic process. Gene Ontology annotation, molecular function: hydrolase activity. Lineage: Eukaryota; Metazoa; Brachiopoda; Lingulata; Lingulida; Lingulidae.
AUGUCCACGCACGUUUCGAGCAGUUUGAUGGAAGAGGCAAGCGAUGCUCGGACAACGAAGCUCAAGCGGGAGUAUGCUUUGGAGGAAUCGCGCGUCAAUGGACCAAAAUUCAAGAAAUUCGCAACUCUGAGCAGAACAUUACAUGAUCGAAACAUUCAUUUUAAUGCAUUGAUUUGGCUAUUCAUUGAGCCUUUCGUAGGCACAGGCUCUUCUAAACCUUACACUUACAUCCAAGCUAGCUGGCUCGGCAAAAGUGGCGCUUUCGGUAAUCACGAGUUUGUCAGCGGCAUAGACAGUUUAUUGCAUUUUCUUCGAAACGUCACUUUCCCCGUUUUGAGUGCUAACAUCGACGCCCAAAACGUCCCAGAAAUGCAAGGGAUGUAUCAAAAGUCCAUGGUGCUGAAUGUGAAUGGGGAACAGAUAGGAAUUGUGGGUUACGUGUUCAGAUACACGCCUCUAGUUUCAAACCCAGGCACUCCUCCGUCGACGGAGCAACCCGAUGGUGUGUAUCCUACUGUGUUGAGAAGAAGAGGAAGCAAUGUGCUGAUAGUCACAGAUUUCAUGUUUGCCAAAUAUCUAGGUUACCUACAAGUAACUUUUGACGAAGCAGGUGAACUGACGUCAUGGGGUGGUAAUCCAAUCUUAUUGGAUGAAAAUGUUACACAAGACAGUGGAAUAUUAACUGAGAUGCAACCAUGGAAACAACGUGUGGUCGAUUUAGGUCAAACAAAGAUCGGAACCACUUUGGUCGAGUUAAACGAUGUUAUUUCUUGUCGUAGAAAUGAGUGUAGUUUAGGGAACCUCAUAGCAGAUGCAUUGGUGUACAAGUAUCUGAAACCCAAUGACGGAACAAGGUGGACCAAUGCCUCUAUUGGAAUGUGGAAUAGCGGCGGGAUACGUGAGCCAAUUGAAAUAGGUGACAUAUUAGUGUCAAACGUCCUGAGAACUAUCCCGUUCGAAAAUACGGUUGACAUUGUCAAAAUUAACGGUAGUACCUUGUGGGCAGUCAUGGAACAUUCCGUUUCCUUACAAGAGAGUAAUACGGGUCGCUUCCUGCAAGUCUCGGGUCUUCGGGUUGUGUAUGACCUGUCUAAGCCAGUAGGCAGGCGAGUGGUCAGCAUUGACGUCAGGUGCGCUGACUGUACAGUCCCCGAGUUCCAGCCCCUCGUUAAGACAAAAUCAUACGAUGUGGUCACCAACACCUAUUUACUAGAGGGAGGGGAUGGUUUUUCUAUUUUCAAGGACAACAUUUUGUACCGAUAUGGGAUAGAGGACUUGGAUGCAGAUGUUGUGAUGUCCUACAUCACACAGUACUCACCGAUAAUUCACGGGUUAGAAGGUAGAAUUCGCUAUGUCAGCGACAUCAGGUGCAAUUUUAAGAAAACACCGCCGAGGAGACCUGUAAAUGUACCAACACCGCCAGCACCGUAA